Xenia sp. Carnegie-2017 is the source of this 5812-nucleotide messenger RNA. RefSeq lists its product as uncharacterized. Bases 1461 to 4607 code for a protein of 1048 amino acids. The record is from RefSeq and is a predicted model, not a curated record. Lineage: Eukaryota; Metazoa; Cnidaria; Anthozoa; Malacalcyonacea; Xeniidae. The transcript has 3 exons.
AAACAAAAAUGGUGUAAUAUUUCGUCUUUAUUACAACGGCAACAUCAAACUAAUAGCACAGAAUAGAUACGUAUACAAUCCUUAUUCUGUGCUAAUAGUUUACAAUGCAGGCUGCGAAACUUUUAUAAAGUUAUUUACAAGCGAAAGUGACAGUUACGUAGUUAGAGAACCAAAAGACUCAACAAUUAGGCGGUAUACUUACGUUUAAAAUAGAGAUAAUUUCUUACAAGGUUUGAGAGCACUAUUUAGUUGUAGCAUAUUGUGUUUUAUCAAAAGCGUUUCUAAGAUGAGAAGUUGGUUAAGAUUAUUAUUAUUACAGCGAUAUAAGAUUUUGGUAAUACUUGGAAUCAUAUUACAAGGAUUAAAUGGCACGUGUGUAAGAUCGGGGUCGGAAUCAACGUCAGGAAGUGAGAAAAGGUGUGAGAUGUAGUUGGCGUCUGGGCAAAUAAGUAAAUGUUGCGACAUAGCACUAGAAUUGUUGUAAAGGCCCGUUUACACGAGCAAUUUUAAUAUGACAUUUUUAUUCGACAAAUAUAUUUGACCGUGUAAACGACACAAAAUAUAUGUAAAUAGAUCUGUUCGCAUAGAGAUUGAUGUAUUGCGCCCAUUGUAGUGAUGAACAGUUUCAUGCCGACACUUCAUUUUACGACGUACGUUUAAUGCAAUGUUUGUGCAAAAUGGCGCUGAUCAAGGCCGAAAAACUUCAAGCAGUAGCUAUAAUUACAUCUCUAAUACUGCACGAAGUGAAAAAAACGAAAGUCACGACGAUGGUGGGUUAAACCGUGGAAAACUGCGCAGCGCCGAUAUUAGGGUUAGCACAAAAUUUAAUUCAAGAGCUCCGAGUGAAUAACCAGGAGCGGAUCUAGACCGAUGCAACCGAUGCGAAUGCAUCGGUCAAAAUAUUUAGAUAUUAAAAUCUGCGAGUUUGCAUUUUAAUGAAAUAAAUAGCAAAUAUUAUUUUCGAAUUAUUUAAAACGCACAUUUGACAGUGAUAUAUUGUUUAGUUAACUUAUAGAUUUAGCAGUUUUAAGCUAAAAUUUGUUCUAGAAAUAACAUUUGUGUUCUCCGAUAAUUUUGUCGUAUUCCAUGACACAAAUAGCGAAAGAAAAGUCGAUAAAAUUUAGCGAAAUUUUGUCGUGAAUACAUAAUUAGUAAUUAAUUUAAUAGUAUUCUGCCAGCACGUCACGGUAGAUGGAAGAGGCAUCGCUACGUCACAGUAGAUUUGCGAUGCAUCGGUCGAUGCAUCGGUCCCGAGUCCUUUUCCGCGUGAAAUCUACUGUGACAUCAGCAAAACCAUUGUUUUAGGGCCUACGUCACGGUAGAUUUUGCCGCUGAGCGAUGCAUUUUCCAUAAUUUUGUGAUUGUGGGCACAUGGCACCGAUGCAUUCAACUUUGAACUUCAAAGUUGAAUACAUUGUUAUUUGAUCACUUGAUAUAACUCGCAAUCAUCGAUUGAAGUCAUGGCUGUCGAGAAUAUCAAACACGAUCUGUGUACUCUGCUUCGAGAAGAGAAGUCAUUUGAUAUUAAUGGAGUGCGUCGAACCUAUGAAACGAGAGCUGCUACUUUUAUUUCAAAAUCCUCUCCUUGGAAUCCCUUUUCAAAGGGUAAAAAUGGGAGAGAUAUGUCAAGUGAAAUGUUAAUACCUAAGCACUUGACAGUUCAUUGGCAAAGUGGAGAACUAAGAGCUUUAAAAACUAGAGGUGAUGGUAAUUGUCUGUACAGAGCCUGCUCAAAAUUACUUUGUGGCAAGGAAGACCUAUGUCAUUUGCUGAGAGACUUGACAAGCAUUGAGCUAUUCAAUCACCAGGAGUAUUAUGCUAACCACCCUUACUUAAAAGAUAAGUUGCAUUUUUUUAAGUCAGAAAAUACUGCUUUUUCUGCAUCAGUAUCAGAUGUGGCCUUAGGCAAUGGCUAUGAUAGGAAAAAUCCAAGCACAAAGGUAAUAGUAGUUAAAGAGGAAGCUCUAAAUAAUGCAUGCAAUGGUACUUAUUCUUCACUUAUGUGUAUAUUUGGUUUGUCUUCUGUCACUGGAAUGACUAUAAUUUCAGUUUAUCUCGAAAAGUUGGACCAGGAGACCAAAUAUUCACAAUUUCUAAAUGGUAAAAUUCUUCCACGGCAAGCACACCAACAUAUUUCAAGUCAACUUGUUCAGCGUGCUAAGUUAAUUUUAAUGUGGACAACUACUGGUGCUUAUUCUCUUCCAGAAUUAGAUAUAGAAUUUCAACCCAAUCAUUUUGUACCACUAAUUGAAUUUAAUCAAACUAAUAACUCAAGAGUUAAUAAUAAAAAAAAAAUUACUGACCACUUUAAAGUUGAUGUCUUACAGAAAAAUAAAAGUGGACUUGAGCAACAAAUAGACGCAACUUUGGUAGCACCUGCAAAAUCCUCACCAAGGGAAGACUUAGAUGGCAGCAGCUAUGAUUGCUUGAAGACUUCCUUAAAACGACCUCUUUCAUGCGACUUUGAAGAUGGAAAAGUAUCAAAUGCUUCUUGUCCCUUGUCAAAAUCUGUAAAAACUGAUAUGACAGAUGUUGAUCCCUUGGAUAUUGGACAUUUUGUAUCUGUGGCGGCCCUAGAUGACGACACAAAGCUAAGACUUAUAACAAAUCACUGGAAGCCUCUCCCUUCUUUCAAUUUUCCUUUUUCUGAGAAUGGUAAAUCUUCAAGAAAAUUUUGUGCUGGCUGGCUAGAUCGUUGGUCCUGGUUGUGCUACUCUAAAUUAUUUGAUGGAGCCUUUUGUUAUUAUUGCGUUUUGUUCGGUCAUCAAACAGGACAUAAUGGUUCAAAGCUUAGUAAAUUAUUUAAGGAACCCUUAAGAAACUGGCAAAGUGCGGCAACAAAAUUUUACCAGCAUGACAAAUAUUCCCUAAUUCACCGUGACUCCAAGUUACGUUUGUCGCAAUUCCAACGUGUGAUGAAAGGUAAAACUAUUGGCAUCGACGAACAAGCCGAUCAUCUUAGAAGUGCCCGCAUUCAAUACAAUCGUGACGUUUUAGGCUCUUUUAUUAAAACUAUUAUACUGGCAGGCAGACAGAAUCUUCCCUUACGAGGCCAUCGUGACGACUCAAAGUAUUUUCUAUCUUCUAAUCCUGGGAACUUUCAAGCCUUUUUGAAUUUUAGAGUAGACGCGGGUGACGCGAAACUAGAAAAACAUUUUGAAAAUGCAAGUAAGAAUGCAACUUAUCGUUCGAAGACAAUUCAAAACAAGCUGAUAAAGAUCUGCGGGGAACAAAUCAAAGAAAAGAUUGUUUCUGACAUCAAUUCUAGUGAAUGCCUAAUUUACUCAGUCCUUGGUGAUGAGGCAACAGACUGCAGCAGUAUCGAGCAGAUGCCAAUUGUUGUAAGGUAUGUUGACUCAAAGCAAGAAAUUAAUGAACGAUUUAUUAAAUUUGUUGAGUGUGAAGGAAUGACUGGCGAAGCGCUAGCGAAGAAUAUCGAAGAUACUUUAAACGAAGUUGGGCUACUACUUUCCAACUUUUGUGGUCAGUGCUAUGAUGGUGCCAGUGCAAUGUCAAGCAAAUCAAAGGGAGUUGCUGGUCGUAUUUUAAAGAAAAAUCCAAAAGCUUUGUAUAUCCAUUGCGCUAGUCAUCGAUUGAACCUUGUUGUUGCUAAAGCAUGUGGUGAGCAAACUGUCAAAAACAUGUUGGGGCAUGCUCAAAAGAUCUUCAGUUUCUUCAGCCCAUCCCCCCUACGAAUGCAGUGCUUGAGGCAGAAUAUGGAAAAGUCUGGGUUACGUCGUAAAAAGCUAGGAGCUCCAUCCACAACGCGUUGGGUUGAACGGAUACGUACACUUGAUGGAUUUGUGGAAGCAUUUGUACCUGUUUUUCAAAGUUUAGAGUACAUGAAGCUCAAUAUGAAUAAAGAUUUUGAUAAUUCAAGUAGGGACGCAGAGGGAUAUCUUCGUUCCAUAAAAUCUUUCGAAUUUAUUGUUAAUCUUGUGAUUACAUCAAAUGUUCUGCAUCACACAAUGUCGUUGACUGUCCAACUGCAGCAAAGGAUGAUCGAUAUCGCUGAAUCAAUUAAACAUAUAAAUCUUUUGAAGUCACAAUUAAAAAUUUUACGCAGCUCGGCUGAUACAAUUCAUGACCAGUACUACGAAGAAGCAGUGGAGUUAGCAAACAGAGUAAACGUUGAUGAAAAAAUUCCUCGACUUUGCAAUGUUCAGACAACUCGUGAAAACUAUCCUGCACAUACAGCACGUGAAUACUACCGCAUGAAACUAACCAUCCCUCUUCUUGAUCACUCGAUUGAACAGAUGGAAUUUCGGUUUUCUUCAGAGGUGUGCGAUAUUUAUCGUGGAUUCUAUAUUAUACCUAGUAUUUUUCUCAAUUGCAAGGACGUUAAUUGGAAGGAAGAGUUUAUGAAGUUUGCUGUUGCAUAUAAAGAGGAUAUGCCACACUUUCGGAAAAUACAUGCUGAAUUAGGAUUGUGGGAAACAAAUUGGAAAGGGGCUUUGAGAAAGUUAAGUACGAUUCAAUUGCCGACACGCUUCGAACUUGUAACAAACUUGCGUUUCCAAAUAUAUUUACAGCGCUUAAGAUACUCGCUGUUGUGCCAGUCACUACAUAAGAGUGUGAAAGAUCCGUUUCUGCCCUUCGUCGAAUGAAAACUUGGUUACGUAGCACAAUGAUCAACGAAAGGUUAAAUGGAUUAGCCCAAAUGCAUAUUAAUGAUGAUAUUAAGUGUGAUGUCGAAGAAGUGAUUAAUACCUUUCCUAGACAAAACCCAACGAGGAUACAAUUUCUUGAUAUCCUGGAGGAUAAAGAAACAGAUGCUUGACGAUGAGCUCCAUGAGAAAUUCUUAAUGCUGAUAAACAACAUACAUUUUCUUUGAGAGUUAUCUUGUUUUCAGCCGUUAUUGAGAGGACGAAGACCUCGUUUAAACAUUGAUUUUCUUAAACAUUUCAUCUUUGCUGUGGUUGGAAGAAGACGAUCUUUCAACAUUGCUUUUAUAAAUGUUGUCAUCUUUGCUGCCGUUAGAAGAAGACCAUCUUUGAACAUUGCUUUUAUUAAACUUUUCAUCUUUUUUACCGUUGGAAGAAGACCACCUUUGAACAUUGCUUUUAUCAAUGCUGUCGAUAAAAUUUACGCUUAAGAUUUUUCUGUCACCUUUCCCAAAUCGCUGGAAAAUGCUUCUCGGAUAGUGAAAAUUCAAAAAUUUUCUUGGGGAGCAUGCCCCCAGACCCCCCUAGCGGUGGCUCGGGCCUUCGGCGCUCGCAAUGCAUCGGUCAGCUAAGGAGCUGGAUCCGCGCCUGGGAUACGUAACGAAGCUCUGCACUUCAGAUACAACAAAUUGUAGUUACUUUGAGGUUCUUUGCUUCGGACAGUUUCGUACAAGUUGUACAAAAUAAUUGAAUUGUUGACAUGUCUAGAACGGUGAGAGCUUUAUCACUGGCAUUGAAUAGAACUAGGAAUCACUUUUAAAAAAUGGACAUCUUCCAUUGAUGAAAAACAAUUUAAUGGAUAAAAUAAAAACAAAUUUUUUUGCAACCUGGCUUUCCGUCUGUGAUUGGUAGUGUUGAUUGAACUCACAUUGCUAAUUAACCUUAUUUGAAUUCGCACGCUUUUAACCGAAGUUUUAAUGUCUUAUCCCAGGGUUAGUCAACCCAGCGCUUAACUCAGCUUUGAACAACGCAAUUUUAACAAGGGGGAAUUUCGUUUUGAGGCAAUCGGAGGUUUGUUUACAUUUUAAAAAUUAGCCAGUCAGAACUCGCAAAACGCAAAAAUGUAAACAAAUGGAGUCAGAAAAUUGCACUUUGAUUGUAGCCUUUGGUGAGCUACGUUUUUGAGUAAAUAAAUUUAGAAACCAAA